Messenger RNA from Drosophila albomicans, 3617 nucleotides. RefSeq names its product chromatin assembly factor 1 subunit A (gene Caf1-180). Gene Ontology annotation, cellular component: CAF-1 complex; nucleus. Gene Ontology annotation, biological process: nucleosome assembly. Lineage: Eukaryota; Metazoa; Arthropoda; Insecta; Diptera; Drosophilidae. The transcript has 3 exons. The coding region runs from base 122 to 3325 and encodes 1067 amino acids. The record is from RefSeq and is a predicted model, not a curated record.
CGCGCUUUUUACAGAUAUUGUUGUGCGUGUGUGUGGAAAAGAUCAACGAAAAGUGGGAAAAACAACGCUGUACAAUUUACAUAAAUAAACAAGUGAGAAAAUUUCAACGUAACGUGUUAAGAUGCCUGCCGGCAUUGUGAUUAAAACGCCAAAUUCUGGACGUGCUAAGAAUCCAAAUGGCAGCAAUAACAACAACAACAACAAAGAUAAAGAUCACAGCGGCAGCAGCGGCAAAAAAUUUGUCCAAACUCGCCUGCCCUUUAAACUUAUCACCCCCGUGGCGGCAGCAGCAUCAAGUGGAGCAACUGCAGCAACAUCAUCGUCAACAACUGCCGCAAGCAGCGUUGAUCUAAUCGAGGAUGCUGUUGUUGUGGAGCGAGAGCCGCGCAAGCGCAAAUUGUCCUACGGCGUGGCCAAAGAUGCGUCCACAGCUGCGGCCGGGGAGGAGGAUGAGGAUGAGGCGGAGGCCUUGUCCAACAGCAAAGAGAAUCAGCUGACGACGACGACGACGAUCAGUAAAAAAGCCAAGACUCAGGACAGUGCUGAGGAUGGCGAUUGCAUUGAGCUGAUCGACGAUGAUGACGACGCUGACGAAGAGGAAGAGGUGCCGGAGGUAAAGGUGAAGGCAAAGGCGAAGGCGGAAGUGAAGCAGCAGCCCAAAGUCAAGGCAAAGGCCAAGCAGGAGACGGCGCCAACGACGCCGCCGGUGCAAAUUAAGUUGCCAUUGCACAACAAACGCGCCAAGCGACGCAAGUCGCUGAAGAAGACGGAGACGGCAACGGCGACGCAGGAGGAGACGCAGGCGCAAGUGGCGCCACCUGUGCUGGAAGUGGAACGCAGCGAUAGCAGUGACGAUAUCGAAGCCAUAGCCGAGCAACUGAAUCCGCAAAAGCGCGCCAAAGUGUUGGUCGAGUCCAAAAUGGAUGUGGACACGGAUGAAACGCUGGCCGAGAGUGACAGCGAGCCCAAGGCAGCCAAGGAAGCAGAUAAGGAACCUAAAGAACCGGCUGAAGUUGUCGUCGUUACUGAGCUGUCCAGCACAGAUGUGGAACCAGAGCCCGAGCCGGACACCGAGCCGAAGACGAGCGAUGAUAAAAACGUUGCUGUGCCCGCCGAGAAGUCAUCGACGUCGACGUCGUCGCAACCAUUGACGGCCAAGCAGCUGAAGCUGCAGGAGCAGCGACGCAAGGCGCGCGAGGAGAAGGAACGCAAGCUGCAGGAGGAGCGCAACCAGAAGCAGCAGGAGAAGGAGCAACGCGAACAGCAGCGCAAAGCGGAACGCGAACAAAAGGAGGAGCAGCGACGCAAGGAACGCGAAGACAAGGAGCAGGUGCGUCGGCAGGAGCGCGAGGAGAAGGAACGCAAACGUCAGGCGGAGGUGGAUAAGAAGGAUGAGGAGAAGCGCAAACGCAACGAGGCCAAGGAGGAGGUGCAGCGCAAAAAGGACGAAGAACGACGUCGCAAGGAGCUAGAGAAGGAGGAAGCCGAACUGAAGAAGAAACGCGCCGCCGCCUCGUUCACCAAGUUCUUUGUGCCCAAGCAGCCGCCACGUCAAUCCACCGGCAGCAUUGGUGGCGGCCAUCCAAUGGAUCACGAUCAGAAUAGCUGCGACAGCAAUGGACACGCCAAUGGCCAGAGUCAGACGCUCGCCUUUCGUCCGUUUCAGAUCAAGGAUGACAUGAUUCUGGCGCCCGUCAUACGCGCCUCGAUCGCCAAGGAUUCGCGUCGUCAGCUGGAUCGUCUCUUUCGCGAUGAAGAUGAGUACGACGAGGACGAGGAUGAGGACAUGGAGGAUCUGGAUGAGAGCAUUGGUCGUGUGAAGCGUCCCACGCGUGCCCAACUCUACGUUGCUGAACUGACCCAGGGCAGGCACAAACCGCUGUGCAGCAAACGCGAUGUGCGACUGCAGCGACGCUCCAAGGACGACGAGGACGAGGACGAUGUCCAGAUAGUUGAUGAACUGGCAAAUGCGGGCACACCGAUUGUGCAGGAACGGGCCAAGCAGGUGCCCUGGGUGCGUGCUAAGUACUUGCACUUUGCGGACAACCGUCGUCCGCCCUUCUACGGCACUUGGCGCAAGCGGAGUCAAGUGAUCAAUGCGCGUCGUCCUCUGGGACAGGAUAAGGCAUACUUUGACUAUGAAGUGGACUCCGAUUGUGAGUGGGAGGAGGAGGAGCCGGGUGAAUCGCUCAGUGCGAGCGAAGAUGAAAAGGAACGCGAAUCGGAAGAAGAAUCCGAGGAGGAAUACAACGAAUGGUUUGUGCCCCAUGGCCAUCUCAGCGACGAGGAGCUGCAAAACGACGACGAACUCGAGGAUGGCAACACACGCGAAGCCCAAAAGGCGAAGCUCCAGGUGCUGCAGCAGGAGUUCGCACAGGAGAUGAAGAAACAGACUAAAAAGAUCAAACCCCGAUUGCUGGGACCCGUUUGGCUCGACGAGAAUGGCAACAAAUCGGAACUCUUCCCAGCGGUCUUUGCACAGACAAUCGAUAUGUACGGCUGCUGGCAGCUGGAGCCGUUGACACUGGAACCUCCGCCCGAGGUGGCGGGCGAAGAGGAGCCACUCGAAGCAGCGAAGGUACCGAAGCAAGUGCUUCAGAUGGACGAUCGAUUGCUGCAGCAGUUGGUGCGUCUCAUACAUGGCAAUAGCAAUAGCAAGGUCUUCCUCAUCGCCGAGUAUCUGGAGUAUUUGAAGACGCAGAUCACACAAGAGUCGAUGACGUUGCCGCCAAAGACGUUGUUGCGCGAGAAAUUCGACGAGUUGGCUGCCUGGAAAUCCGUGGUGGUGGAUCCCAACGGGGAGUCGGCAAAGAAAUCAAAGAAACCGCGCAAACGUUUGAGCUGGGUGGUCAGCGAAGAGAUAUUGCAAAAAUACGAACUGUCUGAUCUCCCGAUAAUGAAUCAAUGGAGCUACAAGCUGACACCGAAGGUGGGUAAGGCGGACACAUCGUUGCAGGAGCCAGCGGCAGCAGCAGCUGGUGAUGAGCAGCAAACGGAUCUCAGCAAGCAGCAAACGAAACGUGGCGAAUCGUUGCCAAGCACACCGACAAUCGCAAAGCCAACAGCAACCACAUCGCCAUCGACAGCAACAACUGCAACAGCAACAGGUGCAACUCCAACGACAGCAGCCUCGGGGAGCAACAAGAAACGCGCCACGCUGCUGAUGUCUGUGGGUCGUGAUCAGCAGUUUCAUACGCCCACAAAGAAUGCGCUCAUCAGUCAAUAUCUGCGCAAGCAAAACGGCUCAGAAUCCAAGACAGCGAAGCCAUCAAAGCCAGCGCCGUCCGUCGAGACGAACGAUGAUGUUGUGCUGCUUUCCGAUUGAGGCAGCUUAUCUUACUUUUAUUCAUAUUUGUCGCACUCUUUAAUUACGUAGUCUGUAAGUUCGCGUAGCCGUAGUGUUCACUGUACUAGCCGUGUACGUUCCACAUCAAUUUUGUAAUUCGUCAGCGAUGAGCGACAAUCCCCGAAAAUAACGUAUAUGGAUUGUCCGAUAUUGUGUUCGUCAGCUCUUGGCACUAAUCUACGAGUAGUAUAUGCAUUUUUUUUUCAAACUCGAUAAUUCUGUAUGUAUUUCCAUAACAACAAAUAAAUUUUGUUUAUUAUUUAUAAUCAUA